This is a messenger RNA of Umbelopsis ramanniana AG, 1042 nucleotides long. RefSeq lists its product as uncharacterized. The record is from RefSeq and is a predicted model, not a curated record. Bases 197 to 955 code for a protein of 252 amino acids. Gene Ontology annotation, cellular component: cytosolic large ribosomal subunit; ribosome. Gene Ontology annotation, molecular function: RNA binding; structural constituent of ribosome. Gene Ontology annotation, biological process: cytoplasmic translation. NCBI's taxonomy places the organism in Eukaryota, Fungi, Mucoromycota, Umbelopsidomycetes, Umbelopsidales, Umbelopsidaceae. The transcript is spliced from 2 exons.
CUCUGCCUUUCGGGCUCUGAUGAAAUGCAAACAACUGCACAUUAACUAAUAAGCCCUGGAGACGAUCCGACGACUGCAAUUAUUUUUUUCCACCCAACCACCGACUUCUACUGCCUGCCCCAGACUUUCUCAUUUUGCCAUUUUCAAUCUUACUAACCCAUCCUUACCACCUCUCUACUUGACAGCUUGAUAAAAAAUGGGUCGCGUUAUUCGUGCUCAGAGAAAGUCUGGAGGAAUCUUCAAGUCGCACACCACUCACCGUAAGGGUGCUGCCAAGUUGAGAUCGCUCGACUAUGCUGAGCGCAACGGCUAUGUUCGCGGUAUUGUCAAGGAAAUCAUCCACGAUCCCGGUCGUGGUGCUCCCCUCGCCAAGGUUGUUUUCCGCGACCAAUACAAGUACCGUCUCCGUACCCAAAUCUUCAUCGCCACUGAAGGUAUGUACACCGGUCAAUUCAUCUACUGCGGAAAGAAGGCUUCCCUCUCCGUUGGCAACGUCCUUCCCGUCGGUUCUAUGCCCGAAGGUACCAUCAUCUGCAACGUUGAGGAGAGAGAUGGUGACCGUGGUGCUCUUGCCCGUACCUCUGGUAACUAUGCCACCGUCAUCGGUCACGGUGACGACGGUAAGACCCGUAUCAAGCUUCCCUCUGGUUCCAAGAAGGUUGUUUCCUCCGGUGCCCGUGCUGCCAUCGGUAUCGUCGCUGGUGGUGGUCGUAUUGACAAGCCUUUGCUCAAGGCUGGUCGUGCUUUCCACAAGUACAAGGCUAAGCGUAACAGCUGGCCCAGAACUCGUGGUGUUGCCAUGAACCCCGUUGACCAUCCUCACGGUGGUGGUAACCACCAGCAUAUUGGUAAGGCUUCUACCAUUCCCCGUGAUGCCUCCGCUGGUCAGAAGGUUGGUUUGAUUGCCGCCAGAAGAACCGGUUUGUUGCGCGGUAGCAAGAAGCUCAAGGAGUAAAUGUAGCACGAUGAUAUUCAAAGUAGCCGCCAAUAAAAAAAGUAACACACAGAUUUGUUUCAUUGUUAAACGUCGAUAUAACAUCAU